CCCUAAGUGCAGCCCAGAUGAGAGAGAAGCAGCUAUCAGGAGCUGGCGAGCCCAGGAGGCCUCCCCUCCCGCCGCGGGAUUGAAAAGGACGAAACGCAGACCUGAGAACUCGCCGCGCGCGGGCUCCCGCUCAGGACGGCAGAGAGCAGCGACCUCGCACCAAGCGCGGGUUCCCCAGCAGCCACCGGAGAACGAAGCGGCCUCAAGGCCUCAGGCAGAGCCCAGCUAGGAGAGGGGAAGGAAGCCCAAGUACCGGGAGACAGUCCCCGGCACGGCGCCGCGGCGCUAGAAGCGCGCCGACCGUUUGUAUUCGCGGCGGCGGGUUCCAGCCCGCCACGCACCGCGGCCGGACCUUCAAGGCGGCGCUGCUCCGCGCUCCGGGAUUCCGCGCUGCAGAUUCCACUCGCCGUUCGUCCAGGCCCUGAGGGGCCGUGAGUCCAUCGAGAGCAACGGCCAGUUGGAGAUUAAGUUGCAGAUUAGAAGUCAGUAUAAUUUGGAUGGUCAGAGUGGCUCAGAUCUCGAAGCGAGAAACAAGCAAUCUAUGGCGAAUCUGCAAUAGCAGGAAUUACAAUGCUUCUUCUUUAAGGGGCAGAACUCCAACGUCACUUCCGGCAACAAUAGGAAAUGUCAACUGGGACAGUCGGCAGUGCUGACUCCAGCAGCUUGAGGUGCUGUGUGUUCCCAGGGGUCUAGUGGUGUUUCUGGCAACGUCAACACCGUCGUCUUCACCGGCGUGAACACGUGAAGUUUGGACAGGCUUCUCCAUGGCCUGGGCACCAGUUCCCGGCUAAGUCACUUUCUUUUUGGCUAAAAGCCCCCACCUAGAGGCCGAUUCGUCGCGGCGGCGGUGGAGAUCGCAGGUCGCUCAGGCUUGCAGAUGGGUCAAGGGCUGUGGAGAGUGGCCAGAAACCAGCAGCUACAGCAGGAGGGCUACAGUGAGCAAGGCUACCUCACCAGAGAGCAGAGCAGAAGAAUGGCUGCAAGCCACAUUCCUACCAGCAGCCAUCGCAAGCAAGUCCAAGGAGGCAUUGACAUCUACCAUCUUCUGAAGGCAAGGAAGUCUAAAGAACAAGAAGGAUUCAUUAAUUUGGAAAUGUUGCCUCCUGAACUGAGCUUUACCAUCUUGUCCUACCUGAAUGCAACUGACCUCUGCUUGGCUUCCUGUGUCUGGCAGGACCUUGCUAAUGAUGAGCUUCUCUGGCAAGGGUUGUGCAAAUCCACUUGGGGUCACUGUUCCAUAUACAAUAAGAAUCCACCUCUAGGAUUUUCUUUUAGAAAAUUGUAUAUGCAGCUGGACGAAGGUAGCCUUACCUUUAAUGCCAACCCAGAUGAGGGGGUAAACUACUUCAUGUCCAAGGGUAUCCUAGAUGAUUCACCAAAGGAAAUAGCAAAGUUUAUCUUCUGUACAAGAACACUAAAUUGGAAAAAACUGAGAAUCUAUCUUGAUGAAAGGAGAGAUGUCUUGGAUGACCUUGUAACAUUGCAUAAUUUUAGAAAUCAGUUCUUACCAAAUGCACUGAGAGAAUUUUUCCGUCAUAUCCAUGCCCCUGAAGAGCGUGGAGAAUAUCUUGAAACCCUUAUAACAAAGUUCUCACAUAGGUUCUGUGCUUGUAAUCCUGAUUUAAUGCGAGAACUUGGCCUUAGUCCUGAUGCUGUCUAUGUACUGUGCUAUUCUUUGAUUCUACUUUCGAUUGACCUCACUAGCCCUCAUGUGAAGAAUAAAAUGUCAAAAAGAGAAUUUAUCCGAAAUACCCGUCGUGCUGCACAAAACAUUAGUGAAGAUUUUGUAGGGCACCUUUAUGACAACAUCUACCUUAUUGGCCAUGUGGCUGCAUAAAAGCACAAUUGCUAGGACUUUAACUUUUUACUUCAGACUAAAGCUAUCCAAGGACUUAUUAGCAGAUGUGAGGUUAUAUCCAUGUUGGUCAUUGUAGCCUCUGUAUGCAAUCAAGCUUGAGUAUACAAUUUCUUUUUCCUUCCCUAUUUUCUUUUUUUAGUAAUUUCUUGGGGGAACUAAAUAAUUUUGCAGGAUUUUUCUUAAUUUUGCUUAUUAUGUUUUGCACAAAGCCGAGCCAUUAUCUGACCCAGCUGUUAAGGAAUCUUAAACUGACAUACACUAUAAUCUAUAAGACGGUAUAUUUGUGCAUUAGAUUUGCCUGAAAAUCUUUAUCCAUUUCCAUUUUUUAAAUACAGUGGACUGUGUACAUAUUUAACUAAAGAGAUUUAUAAUCAUAAUUAUUUUAUUGUGAAGAUUUUAACUAAAGUUUCCUUUUCUCUCAAACUGAGUUUUGAAAUUUAUUUGAUCAAAUCAAAGAAUAUUGUUAUCUGUAUAAGUUGGAUCUGACUUCAGCUAGAAACUAAUACCAGCUUUCCUUUUCUUUGAAUUUGAAAACAGUGUCAAUUUGUUACCAUAUUACUAUGCAAAACCAGCACUUACUGUAUAAUAUAAAUUUCUCAUUUGAUUUUUCAUUUUAAAAUCUUCCAGGUUAGUCAAGUCUUGGUGAGUUCUUUAAACCAUUUAGGAUUUUUUUUAAAGUGUGUUCAAAUUUAAGAUUUAUACUUAUAAGAACAGAAUAAAAUAAUAUUAGAACUCUGGUAAAUCUUUGCUUGCUUAUAUCUGAUUUAAUUAGUCAAGUGACUCUUUCCCUAAUCUUGAUGAUCUAUGAUCAGAAUCUGCUGAACGGGAUAAGGUGAAUGAUAGUAUGUACUCCUUAUUCAUUCAGUACGUCUCUAUCAAGGGCCUUCCACGUGCUGUGCCCUUUGCCGAAUACUGGAGAUAGCUAGCUCUGUAUUCACAGAUAUAGUAUGAUUGGGUAAUGAGAGGGAAAUACUACUAAAUGUAAAGCAAGUGGAUUAAUUAUAUCUUAACUGACAAUUAUUUUGUAAUUAAAAUGCACAUCAUUGGAUUAAUAGGGAACAUGCUUUAUAUAGUAAAUUAAAACUUACCCAUAAGUAAAAAGCAAAAGCUUUGGAGUGAUACAGUAUGUGAUGCAUGGAACUGCUAACUUACAGAAAUGCAGAAUCCUGGUUUUCAUCCAAAUCGGACCCCAAGUCAACAGGAGUUGCUAAUAUCACAACAAUAAAGAUAUACUACAGAUUUUUCAAUGAAAAA
Molecule: messenger RNA, 3112 nt
Organism: Chinchilla lanigera (long-tailed chinchilla)
Lineage: Eukaryota; Metazoa; Chordata; Mammalia; Rodentia; Chinchillidae
Gene: Fbxo8
Product: F-box protein 8
Exons: 6
Coding region: 878-1837 (319 amino acids)
Biological process (GO): regulation of ARF protein signal transduction
Molecular function (GO): guanyl-nucleotide exchange factor activity; protein binding
Source: RefSeq, a predicted model, not a curated record